GUGUGACCUCCUCGAAACUUGGCAGCUCCUUUAGUCUGGACGUUGAUGGCAGGACAAAGAGACGCCUGCACCAUGAGUGACGAGAUGGUAGAGAGGAGCUUGGAAGGACCCUCGGCACUCACUACAGACAAGACCUCCCAGAAAAGGGGAGACUUGGUGGAAAUAUUAAAUGGGGAGAAGGUAAAAUUUGACGACACAAGGCUUUCCCUAAUUCUUCAGAACGGCCUGGAGAGCCUCCGAGAGGAAAAUGCUUUGACAGAUGUCAUCUUGUGUGUGGACGUCCAGGAGUUUUCUUGCCAUCGUGUGGUGCUUGCUGCAGCCAGCAACUAUUUCAGGGCCAUGUUCUGCAGCGACUUAAAGGAGAAGUAUGAGAAGAGGAUCGUCAUUAAAGGGGUGGAUGCUGAGACCAUGCACACUCUCCUGAACUACACGUACACAAGCAAGGCUCUGAUCACCAAGCAGAAUGUUCAGCGGAUUCUGGAGGCUGCCAAUCUUUUCCAGUUUCUGCAGCUGGUGGACGCCUGUGCCAGCUUCCUCACAGAAGCCUUGAACCCAGAAAAUUGCAUUGGAAUACUGAGGCUGGCGGACACACACUCCUUGGACAGUUUAAAGAUGCAAGUUCAAAGUUACAUCAUUCAAAACUUCGUUCAGAUUCUGAACUCUGAGGAGUUCCUGGAACUUCCGGUGGAUACCUUGUAUCACAUCUUAAAGAGUGAUGACCUUUGUGUGACCGAGGAGGCUCAGGUGUUUGAGACGGUGAUGAGCUGGGUCCGGCACAAACAGUCAGAACGACUCUGCCUCCUCCCUUGUGUUCUCGAGAACGUGCGCUUACCGCUUCUGGACCCGUGGUACUUCGUGGAGAUGGUUGAAGCAGAUCCUCUCAUUAGACAGUGCCCUGAGGUCUUCCCACUGCUACAGGAAGCCAGGAUGUACCACCUUUCUGGCAAUGAGAUUAUUUCAGAGCGCACCAAGCCCAGGAUGCAUGAGUUCCAGUCUGAGGUGUUCAUGAUUAUUGGCGGCUGUACCAAAGAGGAACGAUUUGUGGCAGAGGUAACCUGCCUGGACCCCCUGAGGCGCAGUCGCCUGGAGGUGGCCAAGCUCCCACUGACAGAGCAUGAGCUGGAGAGUGAGAAUAAGAAGUGGGUGGAGUUUGCCUGUGUGACGUUAAAAAACGAGGUCUACAUCUCAGGUGGCAAAGAAACACAGCAUGAUGUUUGGAAAUAUAAUUCUUCAAUCAACAAAUGGAUUCAGAUAGAAUAUUUAAACAUAGGCCGCUGGAGGCAUAAGAUGGUUGUAUUGGGUGGCAAAGUCUAUGUAAUUGGGGGGUUUGAUGGCUUACAAAGGAUCAACAAUGUGGAGACUUAUGACCCCUUCCACAACUGCUGGUCAGAGGCCGCACCCCUCCUUGUCCAUGUCAGUUCCUUUGCGGCUGCUAGCCACAAGAAGAAGCUGUAUGUCAUUGGAGGAGGACCCAAUGGGAAGCUGGCCACAGACAAGACUCAGUGUUAUGAUCCUUCGACCAAUAAAUGGGUUUUGAAGUCGGCCAUGCCAGUAGAGGCUAAAUGCAUCAAUGCAGUGAGUUUCCAGGAUCACAUCUAUGUUGUUGGCGGUGCCAUGCGAGCGCUCUAUGCCUACAGCCCUCUGGAGGACAGCUGGUGCCUGGUGACGCAGCUCAGUCACGAGCGGGCCAGCUGUGGCAUCGCGCCCUGCAACAACAAGCUCUACAUCACCGGCGGGAGGGACGAGAAGAACGAGGUCAUCGCCACAGUGCUCUGCUGGGACCCCGAGGCUCAGAAGCUGACGGAGGAAUGUGUCCUGCCGCGCGGCGUGUCCCACCACGGCAGCGUCACUAUCAGGAAGUCGUAUACCCACAUCCGGCGGGUUGUGCCUGGGGCCGUGUCUGUGUGACUGCCAGGGGGACCCAAGAAGGUGCCCUCGGAGCCUCUGAGCGCUGAUUCUGCACCCUAGCUCGUGCAGGUUCCUUGUGAGCCUUAGGCUUGGCUUGGAUUCGGCACCCUAGCUCGCUCAGGUCCCCUGUGAGCCUUAGGCUUGGCUUGGGUUUAAGGCUUAUCGUAGGGGGCACCUUAUGAGACCAGCCGGGAAUGCUUGUGUGACCUACCUCAGGAUGAAGGGUAAUGUUUAACAUUCCAUACAUGCCUACCCGCCCUGGCCUGUGCCAGCCACUCAUCCAUGGUAAUUCGCUGAACUGUGGUAAUGACCUGCUGCCGGAUAGUGUCACGCCUGUCUUAGAGGUGAAGAAAAGGAAUUUCAGACAGGCCAGCUUUCACCAGGUCACUCAGAGAGCAAGCCGCUAAGCCAGCCAGAAUAAACCCAGGUCUUUCCAUGUCUGUCGGUGUCUCUCACACGACAUGGCUUAACUUGGGAAAACUGAAAGCCAACCCCAAACUUGGCUGGUGUCUCCUUCUGGCAAUGUGACUGAAGACAAGGGAAUAAAUGAGUUUUUCUGUGCUGUC
Peromyscus californicus insignis is the source of this 2474-nucleotide messenger RNA. It is a transcript of the gene Klhl6, whose product is annotated as kelch like family member 6. Gene Ontology annotation, biological process: B cell receptor signaling pathway; germinal center formation. Lineage: Eukaryota; Metazoa; Chordata; Mammalia; Rodentia; Cricetidae. The record is from RefSeq and is a predicted model, not a curated record. Bases 46 to 1908 code for a protein of 620 amino acids. The transcript has 7 exons. Gene Ontology annotation, molecular function: protein binding.